Messenger RNA from Xylaria bambusicola, 1170 nucleotides. Its product is annotated as putative NAD/NADP octopine/nopaline dehydrogenase. The transcript is spliced from 2 exons. The record is from RefSeq and is a predicted model, not a curated record. NCBI's taxonomy places the organism in Eukaryota, Fungi, Ascomycota, Sordariomycetes, Xylariales, Xylariaceae. The coding region runs from base 1 to 1170 and encodes 389 amino acids. Gene Ontology annotation, molecular function: oxidoreductase activity.
AUGAUUACUUCUUUGUCUAUUGUGGGAGCUGGAAAUUGUGGAUGUGCGUUCGCUGCUGAUCUUGAGAGUCGUGGUAUCAGGGUACUGUUAUAUGCUCACCCCGAUCAUAGCAGCAACGUCGAUGCCAUUGGAAGGGAUGGCUUUCUAGAUUCCAUCGGUGUAGUAGCAGGUCGAUUCUACCCAAUUGUCACUACGAGCAUGAGAGAAGCCCUCCAAUUCUCAAAUGUUGUCAUUCUCGCCGUUCCAUCCUACGCCCAAGACGACAUCUUAUCCGAACUGGAGAAAUUCGAUGUCAGCGACCAUAUCAUCAUUGCUGCGAGCGGCAAUUUCUUUACGCUUGUAGCUAGCAAACGCAUCCGAGCCCGUUACCUGCUGGAGACAAGCGCUUCUCCUUACGGAUCUCGGGUUAUUGGUGGCAAAUACAGGGAGCAACAGCAUACUGUCUCAUGGUAUGGUAUCAAUGUUUUCGGCUUCAAGACCGUAAUGCCAAUCGGCUCGCUACCCGCCGACAUCGAUGAAAAUCUCCGUGCAGACAUAGGGACGAUUUUCCCAGGAACGCUCCAGUGGUGCAGCAACGUCAUCGAGGCCGCAUUCUAUAAUUUCAAUGGCGUACUCCAUCCGAUUACAGCUGUUAUGAACGCGGGCUGGAUAGAGCAUACAAAAGGCGACUUUUACUUCUAUCAAGAAGGAAUGACACCCUCUGUCACCAAGAUGAUGCAGGCAAUCGACAACGAAAGAGUGGCCAUUGCACGCGAGUAUGGGGCUCGAGUAGUCUCUUGCUUGAAGCAAAUGAAUACUUAUUAUGGGAUGAACCAUGGGUCAUUGAAUGAAUUUGCCAAGGGGUCUACGCUCCACAGCACGAUGAAGCUGUGUCCGACAAGCAUGCAACACAGGUAUCUAGCAGAAGACCUGCCUUACGUAUUGGUGCCUUGGUACGAGCUGGGCUUGAAAGCGGGAAAGCAGUCCCCUUUUAUCAGAUCGCUUAUUCUUUGGUGUUCGAUGAUAAACAGCACCGAUUACCUAGGAGUUGGGCGUAACUUGAAGGCGCUAGGCCUCGCUGAUUGGUCGCUGGACGAAAUCUUGUCCUAUAUCAAUGCUGAGGAAUUCACCCCUUUUGAUGUGCAAUGUAUGCCUGGGAACAGUUUGGAUCUUAACCGCCUGAUGUUAUAA